AUGAUCCCCAGACUCAUUUCUGAGAGUGUAUGGAAGAAUCUCACUACUGAAUUUUCCAUCAUCAGAACCAACUACCGUUGUGAAUCUCCAGUCAAAAUGUACUACGAACUAUUUGCUAUCACACGUAUCCAUGAUCCUGUCGCAAUGAGCAGAGAAGCAAGCAAGGUCGCUUCAACUGUUGGCAAGUUGAUCUUGAACAACAGAGGUCUUGUAAGAAACAUCACCAGUCUAGGCCCAAGACCGCUUCCCAAAAUCAUGACCAAAGAUCGUGAACAGCAUUUUCAGGGUUUCCACUUUGUAAUGGGAUUCGAUUCGUCUUCCGCUGUGCAACAAGAACUCGUGAGAACUUUGCGCAGAGACCCUAGAAUCUUGAGAUGUAGUGUCGUGAAAAUCGACUUGGCUAAGAAACUAAAUGCUUCUACAUCUUAUGAAAAGGUAUUUAACUCGGUUUCGAUCUCUUAG
Australozyma saopauloensis is the source of this 462-nucleotide messenger RNA. RefSeq names its product mitochondrial 37S ribosomal protein bS6m (gene MRP17). The coding region runs from base 1 to 462 and encodes 153 amino acids. Gene Ontology annotation, cellular component: ribosome; mitochondrial small ribosomal subunit. Lineage: Eukaryota; Fungi; Ascomycota; Pichiomycetes; Serinales; Metschnikowiaceae. The transcript has a single exon. The record is from RefSeq and is a predicted model, not a curated record. Gene Ontology annotation, molecular function: structural constituent of ribosome; small ribosomal subunit rRNA binding. Gene Ontology annotation, biological process: translation.